CGCGGUGGGUGGUGGGUCGGACCAAACCACCCGCUCCAGCCAGGGAGCAGCACGGGCGAGGCUCCCCCUCCGGCCACGAUGGAGUCUUCCGUUGCCAUGGUGCUGCCCGCUCCAAACCACGCCACCAGGGCCGCCGAGGGCAAUCGCCAAGGACAGCCGCCUGCCUGAGCAGCCCGGGGUUUCUGAGCCUCCGGAGCCCGAGAACCUGGGACCCAGGCCAGCCAGAGCAUGGAAGACGACGGCAGCCUGCUCCCCGAGGACGAGCUUUUGGCUGAUGCCCCUCUUUUGGAAGAUGAAAGAGAUGAAUUAGAGGAUCCGGAGUUUGACAUCAAAUGUCUUCUGCAGGAAGCUGAGGAUGACGUGGACCCAGGACACAGCAGCUCAGUGAAAGAACUAGAUACUGAUGCUGAUAAAUUGAAGAAGAAAACAGCUGAGGACAGAAUGCUGGCAUUUCACCUGCGACAGAACCUGAGCACCCUGGAUAAGAUGCAUGAGGAGCAAGAGCUUUUCAUUGAGAAGAUGAGAGGAGAGCUGCGCGCCUGUCGGCAGAGGCAGGACCUGAUCGACAAGCAGCAGGAAGCAGUGGCAGCCGAGAUCGCCACGGAGGAAGAGGCGGGCAACAUAGCCGCUGUGGGCCGUCUCCGGGCCGUGUCCAGACGCCUGUUUGCGGAGCUGGAGAACGAGAGAGACCUGCAGUCGAGGACUGAGGCCGUGCUGAAGGAGAGAGAGAACGCCUUGUGGCACAUCGAGAUCCAGGAGGGGCGACUCGAGGCCUUCCGGACAGUUGACCGUGAGGAGGUGGAGGCCACGGGGCGGCGGCUUCAGGUGCGCGCAGCCGAGCAGCUCUGCAGAGAGCAGGAGGCCCUGGGGAAGGUGGAGCGGAACCGGCUGCUGAGGAUCAGGAAGUCCCUGCACACCCAGAAUGAGCUCGGGCUCAGGCACCAGAAGCUGCUGGAGGAUGCCCGGAAGAACCACAGGGUCGCCGUGCGGUUCCUGAAGGCCUCCCUGGGAAGAAUCCGAGAGCAAGAGAAGAAGGAGGAGAUGGAGUGCCACGAGCACAUGAGGCGGCGCAUGGACGCGGUGGUGGCGCUGAAGGGCAGCAUCUCUGCGAACCGGGACACCCUGCGGAAGUUCCAAGCAUGGGACCAUGCCAAGGCAGCGCUGGCGGAGCAGGGGGUCCAGGCUGAGAAGAAGGCGAUUCUGGUCCAGGGCGGGGAUGCGUUCAGGCACCUCGUCCACCAGCGCCGGCACCAGGAACUGGAGGCCCAGAAGAGGGCCUUUGAGGAGGAGCAGAAGCUCAGAAAGCAAGAGAUCGUCAGUCGGAUUCUGAAAGAGGAGGCUGAGGAGGAAAAGAGGAAGAAACAGCGUCCCCCCACCAGAGCCAGGCACCGGCCGACCCUGAGGGACAGGACCUGGAACUACAUUUCUGACUUUUGCGAGGAGAAGACCACAGUCCCAACCAACAUGUACACACUGGACUACGAGGCUGCUGCAGGGCCCGGGCCCUCUCGGUUGGUGGAAGUCGUCUCCAGUGAGCUCAUCCAGGGGGACCCCGGCGCCAGCUCAGAGGAGGAAACAUUAGCUGAGCCCGAGAUCUCUGGGCUUUGGAAUGAAGACUACAAGCCAUACCAGGUGCCCAAGGAGGACGUGGACCGAAAGCCUGUGGGCGGGACAAAGAUGGACAAGGACAUCCUGGCGCGCACGGUGGAGCGACUGCGGGGCAGGGUGGUCCACAAGCAGGUGGUGCUGGGGCGUGAGUUCCAGGGCCGCCCCUUCCACAGCAGGCCGGAGCUCCUCCACUUCAAGGACUUUGAUAUUGGCAAAGUGUACAAGAAAAAGAUCACGUUGGUAAACACCACCUACACGAUCAACUACUGCAAGCUGGUGGGCGUGGAGGAGCACCUCCGGGACUUCAUCCACGUUGACUUUGAACCCCCUGGCCGCCUGUCAGCCGGAAUGUCCUGCGAAGUGCUUGUCACCUUCAAGCCCAUGAUAAACAAGGAUCUAGAAGGAAAUAUCUCAUUUUUGGCUCAGACGGGCGAGUUUUCAGUUCCAUUGAAAUGUUCAACAAAGAAAUGUUCGCUGUCCCUCGACAAGGAGCUCAUUGACUUCGGCAGCUACGUGGUAGGAGAGACCACAUCUCGGACCAUCACGCUGACCAACGUUGGGGGCUUGGGUACGACUUUCAAGUUCCUGCCAGCUACAGAGCCCUGUGAGAUGGACGACUCCCAGUCUGCCCUGAAAUUAAGCAGUCUCCUGACCUAUGAAGAUAAAAGCUUGUAUGACAAAGCCGCCACCAGCUUCUCUGAGCAGCAGCUGGAGGGCACGGAGUCCUCCCAGGCGGACAUGCAGAGCCGGAAGGAGCUGGAGAAGCUGGACAAGGAGCAGGAGGAGGAGCAGCCCACAGAACCAGAGACAUUAACCACAGUGAUACCUCCCAGCGAAGAGCAAACGGAGAUCACGCUGGGAGAGAUAACAGAGGGGGAAAUUGGCCCCUUCAGCUCCAUCAAGGUGCCUAUCAUCUUCACCCCGGUCGUCCCAGGAGAUGUCCAAGCCAGGUUCAAGGUCACGUUUAAGAACACCCAGUGCCCCACGCUGCAUUUCAGGGUCAUGGGCGUGGCCAUCCAUGUGCCGGUCUGGGUGCCGAAGCCCAGCGUGGACCUGAAGAUCUGCAUGUACGACCGGCUCUACCAGGACUCCGUGCUCGUGCACACGCGGUCGAAAGCUGCCCUGCGCCUGAAGUUCGAGGUGUGCAAGGAGCUGAGGGCCCACCUGGAGCUCCUGCCUGAGAUGGGCUACAUCCAGGCACAGUCAUCCUACUCUGUGCAGCUCAAGUUCCUGCCACGACACUCCCUCCCAGAGGACGCGGGGAGGUAUUUUGACAAGGAGACCCGAGUCCUGGAGGCCCCGAUGACCAUCUGGGUGGCUGAUCAGAACAAGCCAGUGGAAUUCACCGUGCAUGCCAUCGUCACCACCUCGGACCUGGAGCUCAGUCCCUCGGAGGUGGAUUUUGGCUACUGCACCAUCUAUGAGGCCAUCAGGACGGAAAUCAGCCUCCACAACCACUCGCUCCUGCCCCAGGAGUUCGGGUUCGUCAGGCUUCCCAAGUUUGUGGACGUCCAGCCCAACGAUGGGUUUGGGACGAUCCUGCCCCUGGAAACGCUGCAGUUCUGUGUGAUCUUCCAGCCCACCAAGGCUGAGGAACACAGCUUCGAGUUGACCUGCAAGUCUGAGAUCAACCGGUGCUUCAAGCUGUCUUGCCGGGCUGUAGGUGUCCACCCACCCCUGGAGCUGUCCCACUACCAGAUCAAGUUUGCGGCCACGGCCCUAUACGACACCUCCGUGGCCACAGUGUACGUCAUCAACUCUCACCUGAGCAUGAGCUCGCGGACCCACUCCAAGCCCCGCGUUGGCUCAGAGGACGCCUCUCCCAUGGGGCCCACGUCUUUCGAGUUCCUGCUGCCCCCAGACUCGCCUAUCACCAUCUCGCCCUCGGUGGGGACCGUGUGGCCAGGAAAGAGGUGCCUGGUCCAGGUGGCCUUCCGGCCCGUGCUGCCCGAGAAGCUCAUCCGCCAGGAAGCCCUCCCACUCCUGAACAAAGAAAUGGAGACCAAAUCUUUCCGAAAGGAUAUGGCCCCCCAGAGGAAGGACCUGCAUAGACUGUCAUUCUCCAUUCUUCGAGCGCAGAACCGCGACAAGCUGUUCAAAGUCUCUGUCCCCCACGUCCUGGAGAUGCGGAAGCGGGAGCUGAAGCCCAGUUCUGACGAGUACCAGGCCGCCCGAGCCACCCUGGUCAGAGCGUUCCAGGCGAAGUUUGACACAUUUGUAGUUCCCUGUGUUGUUGCCAGUGGUGACAUCAAAGACAGGAAGGGGUCAGAACCCCUGAGCUUCAGGUGCGGGGUGCUCUGGCCAGAAUGGGGUGUGGUCAGCUGCAAACGCGCUGUCCUUCUGCUGCUGCCCAACUCUGGGGCCUGGGUGGGCAGGGGGCUGCCCACCCUGUCCUCAGCAUGCCCUUCCUAUCCCAGCCCCCACAACACCCUGUACCUGGAGCUGUGGUGCCCGACGGUGGCACCAUCUGUUGUGGUGACGUCCCAUAAAGGCAAGACCAUCUUUAACUUCGGCGACGUCGCUGUGGGGCACCGCAGUAUCAAGAAGGUCUCCAUCCAGAACGUCUCUCCUGAGGAUCUGGCCCUGGACUUCUCCCUGCUGAACCCCAAUGGCCCCUUUGUCCUGCUGAACCACUCCAGCCUGCUGCGUGCGGGUGACACCCAGGUCCUGGUGCUGUCCUUCUCUCCCCACGAGAGCAUCCUGGCUCAAGAAACACUGGACAUCAUCACCAAAAGAGGCACACUCACCCUCACCCUCGUGGGCACUGGCGUGGCGUCCAUGAUCACGUGCUCCAUUGAAGGCAGCAUCCUCAACAUGGGCCAUGUGAUUGCCGGAGAGUCUGUGUCCUCAGGCUUCAAGCUGCAGAACAACUCUCUGCUCCCCAUCAAGUUCUCCAUGCACCUGGACAGCCUCUCCAGCACCCGGGGCCGGGGCCAGCAGCAGAUGCCGCAGUUUCUCAGCUCGCCCUCCCAGAGGACGGAGGUGGUUGGGACACAGAAUCUCAACGGUCAGAGCGUGUUCAGUGUGGCCCCUGUCAAGGGCGUCAUGGAACCCGGGAAGACGCAGGACUUCACUGUCACCUUCAGCCCCGACCACGAGAGCCUCUACUUCUCCGACCGGCUCCAGGUGGUGCUCUUUGAAAAGAAAAUCUCCCACCAGAUCCUGCUAAAGGGUGCUGCCUGUGAGCACAUGAUGUUCGUGGAGGGCGGGGACCCCCUGGACGUGCCCGUGGAGUCUUUGACAGCGAUCCCUGUAUUUGAACCCAGGCACAGAGAGGCCAGCUCCCGGCCAGGCCCUCCCUCUCUAGAAGCUGAGGAGCUGAGGCCCAUCCUGGUGACCCUGGACUACAUCCAGUUUGACACAGACACGCCAGCCCCACCUGCCACCCGAGAGCUGCAGGUGGGCUGUAUCAGGACCACCCAGCCAUCUCCAAAGAAGACCGUUGAGUUCAGCAUGGACAGCGUCGCAUCCCUGCAGCACAAGGGUUUCUCCAUUGAGCCCUCCAGGGGCUCUGUGGAGCGCGGCCAGACGAAGACCAUCAGCAUCUCCUGGGUGCCGCCUGCGGACUUUGAUCCAGACCACCCACUCAUGGUGUCGGCCCUGCUGCAGCUAAGGGGGGAUGUGAAGGAGACCUACAAGGUCAUCUUUGUAGCCCAGGUGGUGACCGGCCCCUAAGCCUCUGCACAGAGCACCCUCAGGCCCUCCUGCCCACCCUCAAAGCCCUCCCCAGGCUGAGGGCCAGGUCAUACUACCCUAGAGCCUGGGACCUGGCCAUCCUCUGCCAGGCAGAUUCCAAUAGGCCGCCCUCCACAUGGCACCACGGCCACUUCCUGCUGCCCUGGACCCCGCAAGCCCAAGGACAUCCAAGAGCACCCCUCCUGAGACCCCAGACUCGGAAGCAGCGAGAAGGCCAGGCCAGCCCACAGCCAUCCUAGCCAGAGCCCCUCAGAGCCCCCAGCCCCCAGGAGAGCCCUCCACAGCCUGUCAAUAAAUUUUCUGUAGCCAACACGUGCAGCCUGCAGUGUUGCACCUGUGUUGCAACACUGCUGUUACAUAUAUAUAACAGCAGGUUAUUCCCUGGGGUGAGCACAGAACGGGAGGUGGGGACAGAGCCCUGGGGAAGCAGCCCCUCCCCUCACAGCCAUGAAACCCGCUUUGCCUGGCCUCCUGGAGCGGGGCCAUCCUGCAGGACACCUGUGGGGAGGGCACCCUAACCCAAAUUCAAGGAGAGCCCCCAAGCCUGGAGCCCUGAGCAGCAGCAGGCAGCCCAGAGGGCCGGGGUGCAGCCAGAGCUGAGGCUGACCCAGAACCAAGGGGCCCUGAGUGGUGGGGAGGGCAGGGCUCCAAAGCCCAGGGCAGGCCCCGGGAACCUGCAGACUUUUCCCAAGUUCCAAGACCCUGGAUGACCCCAAGCAAAGAUGAGCAGACAGCAGGGACCCAGCCUACUCAUGCCCUCCCCUCUGCCCAGCAGGGGCCAGGUGAGGCCCAGCUCCUGCACUUAAGUCUCUACUUGUCUGAGAUAAGUCUGGGCUCGGCUUUCUGGGCUCUGACCCACCCUUCAACAGAGAAGACCUCUCACAGCCCAUGAGAUGCUCCUGGAGCUCAGAGCGGUGCCUGCACCCCAACCCUGCCCUCUGGAGUCUGGCUUGUUGGACACUGUCCCUACAGAGCCCACCCAGCCUGGCCCUCCUGUCACAGUACAGCACACCCACUGUGCCACCCCAACCAGCAGCCACUGGGAGAACAUACGCAGCCUUCCCUGGCUGGGUCAGGGGAGCAGAUGGUGCUUCUGGGAGCUUUCUUGGGCACAGGCCUCAGGGACGCCGGUCUUGAGCUGCCUGCCCUCACCCCCAGCCCCCCAGGGCCCAUGGUGCCUAGGAACUUGCCAUUGCCCCAAACUUCAAGCCAGUGACAUUGACCCUGCAGUGGCAUUUUGCAGCAUUUCUGUCCAAUGGAUCCCUUGCUGCCUUUCCUGGAGCUGACCCGCCAUGGCUCAAGCUUGCGCCACACCAGAUGGGAGGGGAAGGCAGCUUCCGCCAGGUCCAGGCCAGGCCCCGGCCACAGGAGGAGGUGCUAUUGGAUGGCACUGUUUCCUGAAUAAAUCCCUCUCUUCUAAACCCUGACCCGCCUCUCCUGCUGGCAGGCCUCUGGUACUGAGUGGAGAGGCCCGCCCACGUCCUGCGUGGGGGCUGCGCCCUCACCUUCCGGAACUCGGGGCUGUGGCCUCAGGCUGUGCUGUGAACAUGCACUCCCAUUCCCACUCCCGUGCUGGGCCUCCACGACCAGUGCAGUCAACAUGGCAGGAAGAAGGGCCAGGGGCUGGGGGAGCUGGGCAGUCAGGAAGGGCCCUUGAGGACUGUGGCACAGGCCCUGGGAGGUGAAAGGCAACUUCAAGCAGAGCACAGUAGCGGAAGGAGUGAUGCAGUGAAGGGGCAGGUAUGGGCAGAAGAGCCACGCAGAGGAGGCCCUGCCCUCCAAGAUCACUGCCCUUGUAGGGGCGGGGGACACUGAGCAGUGCCCACAUGUACAACAGUUCUGAGCAAGGGGUGUGUGCUCCUCCUGCAGUAAGACGGACCCUGCCCUUGCUGUGCUGACCACCUCCCUUAGCCUGACCACCAGACGGACGGUGUGCUGCUGGUCCCACGGGGAGCAGAGGGCAGCAAGAGCCUAACAGGGCCCCUGG
Molecule: messenger RNA, 7291 nt
Organism: Symphalangus syndactylus (siamang)
Lineage: Eukaryota; Metazoa; Chordata; Mammalia; Primates; Hylobatidae
Gene: CFAP74
Product: cilia and flagella associated protein 74
Source: RefSeq, a predicted model, not a curated record